AUGAUGGCAAGCGAUGACCGUGCAGUAAUAGGCAAUGCAUUGAAAAGUAUAGAUGAGCUGACAUAUUUCUUAGCCACCGCACCUGUAAAUUGGCAACCGGGCCAAGUUAUUAGACGUUAUUUCCUAAACGAAGAGUUAGGCUACAUAUCGUGUGUCUUUUGGGACAAUAUAUUCUACAUCACAGGCACAGAUAUAAUCAAAAUCUGUAUAUACAAGAUGCUGUUAUUUGGACGGGUUGUUUUGCAGAAGAAGAAGUUUGAAGAAGGGAUAUUUUCUGACUUAAGGUGUUUGAAGAUAGGUGAGCAUGCCUCUUUGGAACAACCAAAGUCUCCAUUCCUAGACUUUCUAUAUAAAAAUAUGUGUGUUAAAACGCAAAAAAAACAAAAGGUAUUUUAUUGGUUCAGUGUACCGCAUGACAAGCUAAUAUCAGAUGCGUUAGAAAGAGAUCUGAAAAGAGAAUCUAACGGCAUGAACCAAUUGAUAACAACUAGGGCAGUUCGCGAGCCAGCACUGACAUUCAAAUACAAUCGUUCUAUUGCAGGAUCGGUGUUUCAACAGGCACGUAAUUAUUUCGUUCUAAGAUCAAGGAUUAUAUUCAGUGAUGUUUUCAGUACACCAAUUGAUGUCAAUAGAGCUCCAAAUUCUAAUCAACGUGUUACUGGAAACCCUAACGACCUUGGUGUUAAUCUUUCUUCAUCGCAAGACACAGUUGAAACGAGUAGCCAAAAAUAUGCAGCAUCGAAUCAAUCAUAUUCUAGUGUGCAUACACCUAUACCAUCCUCGGAUACAACUCCGCAUACCCAGCAUGCCGAUUUGCGUAACAUGAAACCAAGCAAUGAUCGUGCUGUUUCUAAGACGUCGCAAGUACCGCCUAAAGAUAAUGAAACUGUGAAUAUAUCGAAACAGCAAUUUAUGCCGGCUCUAAUUGAUCCCACCACGGGGUUCUUCGAGGGUGUACAAUACUAUAUUAGUAAUAUGGGUAGUAAAGAAUACAUGUGCAAACAGAGGAACACACCAGCGGUGAACCUCAACGCCGAUAUAAAGCAAAGUUCACCUGAUAAUCUCAUAGAAAAAGAAGAGGACCCCCAUGCGUCAAUUCAAGUUGAGGGUCCCUUGAGAUGUAGUUGUGGCUAUUCUGCGAGGAACACAGGGAGAAGCACAGCAAGCAGUAGCAGCAGUGACAACAGCGCCUUGCAAAGCACAGAUGAUGGCAGCGAUCCUGGGAUAUUGCAAUCGAGACCGCCGCCUCCUCCGUCACCACCGCCCCCGCAGUUCAAACCAGAACAAGAUCCUGACCGAGGCAGUCCUACUAAUUCUGCGUCUCGUAUGGGCACACAGGUCGAGCAGAAGGACAGUUUCCAUGAGUACACGACGAGCUCCAACGAGGAGACCAUCCGCUCGGGUGUUUCGGUAGCGCACACGCAAAGGUCCGGCAGCCAGUUUGACGAUGGCUUAGCGAGCGCAGAAACAUAUGACAAGGACGACUACAACAUCGCGGGCCGCACCAGUGGCAGCGAUCACGACGAUUACGACAACCACAGCAUUGAAUCAGCACUGGACAUAGUACUACCCGCAGGGACAGAGGGCAACACCUCAAGCAUGAUCAGCACCGAUGACGAGUUCUACUCCACUUUCAUGGAACCCUUUGACGCCAGCAAGUACUUCCUCUCUCCCAUGGACCGCAUGCGCUCGGGAUUCCUCAUAUCCCCGCAGUCCAUGCAGCCAGACAUCACCUUCGCACAGGACGAGGAGCAGAAGAGCCAGCACCAGCUCCAACAGCACCAGCACCCAAAUACACACCCGCCCCAGCUCCAACACCAGCUCCAACACCAACGCAGACCACGCACCUUAAGACAAGGCAAGUACCUAAAGAAGAGCAUACGAUAG
Messenger RNA from Nakaseomyces glabratus, 1887 nucleotides. RefSeq names its product homeodomain family transcription factor STE12 (gene STE12). NCBI's taxonomy places the organism in Eukaryota, Fungi, Ascomycota, Saccharomycetes, Saccharomycetales, Saccharomycetaceae. Gene Ontology annotation, cellular component: nucleus; Ste12p-Dig1p-Dig2p complex; Tec1p-Ste12p-Dig1p complex. Gene Ontology annotation, biological process: sexual reproduction; regulation of DNA-templated transcription; regulation of pseudohyphal growth. The record is from RefSeq and is a predicted model, not a curated record. Gene Ontology annotation, molecular function: DNA-binding transcription factor activity.